ACGAGCCUCGGCGAAUGUGCAGCUGGCGGAGGGCGCCGUAGCGAUAUGGAUUUCGUCUCGUCGCCGGGCAACAUUACGCAGGAGGACUUCCUCGCGAUCGUGGGAGCGAACGGGACGUACGGCGGUGUCGGGGGCGGCGCCGUUGGCCUCACCACCAUGUUUAACGAUUCACUAGCGGCGGCGGCGGCGGCCGCAGCCGCAGCGGCUGCAUCCGGUGGCACCAGCAACGGUGUCGGUCCGGGCGAAAACCUUACCAUCGUGCAGGGCGCGUACCCGAGCGGGUACACGCUACCGCACAUCAUCAUCGCAUCAAUUAUCGUGACAAUACUUAUGAUCAUCAUCGUCGUCGGCAACAUGCUCGUCAUCAUUGCGAUCGCGACCGAGAAAACGCUCAAGAACAUCCAGAACUGGUUCAUCGCGUCGCUGGCGGUCGCCGACUUCUUUCUCGGGCUCGUCAUUAUGCCGUUCUCGCUUGCGAACGAACUGAUGGGGUACUGGAUCUUUGGCAACUGGUGGUGCGAUGUGCAUUCCGCGAUGGAUGUACUGCUCUGCACCUCGUCCAUCAUGAACCUGUGCCUGAUCUCGCUCGAUCGCUACUGGAGCAUCACGAAAGCGAUCGAGUAUCUGAAGUCGCGAACGCCGGCCCGGGCAGCAUUCAUGAUUGCUGCCGUGUGGAUCAUGUCUGCGCUGGUUUGCAUACCACCGCUGCUCGGAUGGAAAGCGCAACGGCCGGAAGGUCACGUCGAGCUGCCACAGUGUCAGCUGAGCCAAGACAUCGGGUAUGUGCUGUAUUCGGCACUAGGAUCGUUUUACAUCCCGAGCUGCAUCAUGGUGUUCGUCUACAUCCGGAUCUAUUUUGCGGCGAAGGCCCGAGCGCGUCGUGGCAUUCGGAAGAAACCGCUGAAGCCACCGAGCGAACAGGAUACGAGCUUCACGCGUAAUGCCGGUACCGUGCCGAUGCCAUCGCUACCCAGUGCCUCUAGCAAUAACAAUCAGUCGUUGACGCAACAUCCGCUGCAACUGUCGACGGCCGGUGCGCAGCCGGCUGGCAACACCGGUACGACGCAGAUCGCCACGAUCGAGCCACCGCCGCGCGGUACCAGCUCGUCCACCGGUACGCCUAUGCCCAUCCCCGUCGUGACGUGUGACUUCGCCUCGGAUAUGUCAACGAGCGAGGCGGCCAUGGCGGAACAGGACAAUCACGGGCCACUGUCACCGGUCGGUACAGGUGGGCACGAACCGAAGGAUACGCUCAAGGUGACGCAACCGAUGCAGCAGGGCCGAAGCAGCAGUACGAACGGUAUCACAACCGCUCCCGGUAACGAACCGUCCCCAUCACCAUCCGCCACCUCCGCCCGCAACCGUGCACUGUCGGUCGGCAUCGAUACGGACAUGGUGAGCGAGUUCGAUCCGUCCAGUUCGGAUUCGGGCGUCAUUAGCCGCUGUGCGGUAGUGAAACCGCUCAAAUUUCGCCUCUGCCAGCCCAUCUUCGGCAAAAGCAAGGCGAAGGCACGGCAAGCGAAUGCGAAAGCAGCCACCGGACACGGUAGUUCGAUGGUUGGCGGCCGUGGAGGCAACUGUACGCAACCGAUGCUCGGCGGUGGUGGUUCGAGCGGCGGUGGCCAGCAGGCCAUAUCGCAGCUCAUUGCGGCCAAACAGACGGACAGUGCGUGCAGCGAGCUGGAACCAGCGCUACCACCGAAACCGAAGCAACGCGAUCCGGAGAAGGAAAAGCGACGAAUCGCACGGAAAAAGGAAAAGCGGGCGACGCUCAUUCUCGGACUGAUUAUGGGCAGCUUUAUUGCGUGCUGGUUGCCGUUCUUCUUCCUCUACAUCCUCGUGCCGAUAUGUCCCGACUGCCACAUCCCGGAGAGUGCGUUUUCGCUCGCGUUCUGGCUCGGCUACAUGAACUCGGCGCUCAAUCCGGCGAUCUACACGAUCUUCAACAAGGACUUUCGGCGCGCGUUCCGGCGCAUCCUGUUCAAGUGAUGUUUAGCGUACGUGUGCUGCUAUCGCUGCGUCUCCCGUAGCAUCGAGAAGGCUACGGAGCGGGCCAUUGGCGGCGCACAGCUCGGCGGCGGCUACCGGGGCGGCUACCUGCGAUGAUAAUACGCGCCGCUAGGUGGCGCGCCCACAACCCCGGCUCGGCUGUUCCCUUACCGGCGCUGGUUCGCCCUUACGCUUCUCCCACACCUUCCACCGCCCGGCAUCACCAUCCUACUCAUCGUCACCGUUGCCGCCGUC
Messenger RNA from Anopheles maculipalpis, 2244 nucleotides. RefSeq names its product alpha-2Da adrenergic receptor (gene Octalpha2R). Gene Ontology annotation, cellular component: membrane. Gene Ontology annotation, biological process: adenylate cyclase-activating adrenergic receptor signaling pathway. The coding region runs from base 46 to 1989 and encodes 647 amino acids. The record is from RefSeq and is a predicted model, not a curated record. NCBI's taxonomy places the organism in Eukaryota, Metazoa, Arthropoda, Insecta, Diptera, Culicidae. Gene Ontology annotation, molecular function: G protein-coupled amine receptor activity. The transcript has 3 exons.